AUGAUUGGAAAUAUUACAACUGUAAUUUUGUGGCUCUUACAUUAUUACAAUUGUAAUUCCGAGUUUACAAUUGUAGUUUCCAUUGUUUACUACAAAUGUCAGCAGAUUACAGCCUGGAUCAGAAGAGUUGCUGCUUUUAAUGAUGCUGAUUUGUCAGAAGAGCUCAGAUUAAUCAACAAGAAUUCAUUCAAUGCAUUCACUAGGGCAAUCAGUCGCACACGUCGUCCCGAACUGGACUCUCAUAUUCACAGAAAUGGUGCGUAUGAAGCACAUCCCCACGCAGAUACAAUCAAUUUGUUGCUUUCUAUUGGAGAGUCUACACUGUCUGCGAUCAAUUCAGAAAUACCUGUUAGCCCUGUCCCUUACGCAGUCAGUCCUUAUAUGUAUGUCACUGCCAGAAUCAAGAUCUUGACCUGA
Messenger RNA from Batrachochytrium dendrobatidis JAM81, 417 nucleotides. RefSeq lists its product as uncharacterized. Lineage: Eukaryota; Fungi; Chytridiomycota; Chytridiomycetes; Rhizophydiales. The record is from RefSeq and is a predicted model, not a curated record. The transcript has a single exon. The coding region runs from base 1 to 417 and encodes 138 amino acids.